AUGCCCGUCCCCUCUCGUUCCCUUCCUCCCCAGUGCCGUUCCCGUCCCCUCCAGUCCCGUUCUCCUUCACUUUGCCAACUUCGCGCACAUCGCACGCGCCUUUUGCCUCUCUGUCGACCUGACGUCCGCCUGCUGCGCAAGAACCCCGACUUCAUGGCCGGCUGGGUCGAUUUCCGCCUCCUGUCCUCGCGCUUCCCCUUCCCAUCCUGGGCCAUUUCCUGGGCAGAGCUGCGUGGAGGCUACCUGCUCGCCAGCGACCACACCGCCUUCUACGCCGCGCCCCCAGACACAGGCCCGUCUACUACAUCUUCCACGCCACCCGCUGUGCCAUCGCUUACACACCGGCCCGCUCCAGUGCCGUUAAGUUUCGCCUCUGAGGCGCCUCCAUCAGGCAGCCGGGCCUCCAUACACAUCUCGACGGCGCAGAGCUCAUGA
Messenger RNA from Chondrus crispus (carragheen), 435 nucleotides. RefSeq lists its product as hypothetical. Lineage: Eukaryota; Rhodophyta; Florideophyceae; Gigartinales; Gigartinaceae. The record is from RefSeq and is a predicted model, not a curated record. The transcript has a single exon. Bases 1 to 435 code for a protein of 144 amino acids.